This is a messenger RNA of Choloepus didactylus (southern two-toed sloth), 2986 nucleotides long. RefSeq names its product solute carrier family 25 member 33 (gene SLC25A33). Lineage: Eukaryota; Metazoa; Chordata; Mammalia; Pilosa; Megalonychidae. Gene Ontology annotation, molecular function: pyrimidine nucleotide transmembrane transporter activity. The coding region runs from base 1942 to 2715 and encodes 257 amino acids. Gene Ontology annotation, biological process: pyrimidine nucleotide import into mitochondrion. The transcript has 7 exons. The record is from RefSeq and is a predicted model, not a curated record. Gene Ontology annotation, cellular component: mitochondrion.
GGGGAGGGGACACAUUUUUGUGAAGAAAGGAACAAGUGGUAAAAGAGGAAAAGAUGAAAAAAAUGCAGUUAAUAGAUUUUUUCGUUUUAGGCAAAUAGACUUUAGAGAGUAACCAUCUCUGACUGCUCCAAGACACGGAAUUUAACCACUGUUCAUGCCUUUUGCUCCUCUGUGUUCACAUCCUUCAGAUGAUUUUUCCCACGGAGAGUUUUCCCUGGACUUUGGCAUCAGUGACUAGAGCGUGUUAACCUUAGGAGCGAAAAUAAGUUAACACCCAAGAAGUUUCCUCGUAGCUGUUAGAAAUAUAGCCUGUUAGAAACAAGACUCAUAACUACUUUUUAGAAGGUUAUUUAUAACAGUAAAAUUCUUUAAGUGCAUUCUUGGAAGUUUAGGUAUGUUUUUUAUUGACUAGGGUAACUCAGGAGGCUUUCAGUUGGAAGUAAUAGAAAAUUCACUUCAAUACUGACUAAAUUGUAGGAGAAUUAUUGGCAAAUACAACUGAUUCUAGAGGGAGAAGAGGUUUCGGGUAAGAAACCUGUUGUUUAGCUCAACAGUGUCACUGUGGGCUCCAUCUGUGACUGCUCUGCCUUCCAGUGGCAUCUGCAUGAGUCUCUGUUUGGUUCUAGUGUGAGCACAAAAUGGCCUCCUACAGGUUCCAGUAUUUCUCCCACCAUUGAAUCAGUCUCGAGCUUAACUCAGAUUGAACUAACUGGGGCAGGUGUCCAGCUCUACGCCAGCCGUUGCUCCAGAGGAAUUAUGCUGAUUGUCUGAGGCUGAAUCAUGUCCCAUCUCAUAAGAGAUACCUGUGGCAAGGUGGAUGGGAGCUGCUGAUUGGCUUGGUUGAGUCAGGGCUGGAACUAGAGAUGAGUUCAAUCCUGUCCAAACUGGUGUGGUUUAGGCAAUCCGGGCUCUUGUUAAGCAGAGGAAGAGGGGGAUGAUGCUGGGGAGGCAACCAGCAAUGCCCACCGCAGUGGUUACACCACCUUCAAAUAUGUUGUCCACUUUAUUAGUCUAGAACAGGGUUUUUCAAGGUCAGCUGGAUGAUUGUGUAGGGGGCUGCACUGUGCAGUAUUGUAGGAUGUUUAGCAGCAUCCCUCUCUACCCACUAGACACCAGUCCUUCCAUCCCUUCCCCCCACUAUGACAACCAGAAAUGUCUCCAGAUACUGCCACAUGUCCUGGUGGAAAGAGGGGAGGGCAGUCAAAAUCGCCCAGUUAGGAACCGCUGAUUUGGAAUAGUGUUUUCAACUUUGGUCACACACCCCUGUGAUUAGAAAUGUGCACAGCCCCUUGUGUAUUUAUAACAUACACAGAAAAUAGAGAAUAAAUGAUGGAGAUUAUAAAUACAAUGAAAUGGAAAUUAUAAUAUUUUCUUUAUGUGCUUCAGUGAAUUUUUGCGCACAUCUCUUAGAGUAUGCUCCCCACUUUGGAGAUUAGUGGCUGAGAGUAUUGGUAUCCAGUCGCUCACUCAAUUUCCCAACUCUGUGAUCCUUGCCCUGUGUCACACUAACUGGGUGUGGAGUGUGACCUUUCCUAUUGUCUGGGCAUUGGCUCCCAGAGCCCUUGGCUGAAUCAUGUUAAAAAGAGCUUCCACCUCUGCGGCCAGACACCUCCUCUAAGACUUGGAAGAGAGAGGUGGCAGAGCCAGCUCUACUGCCAUUGCCCACUCUGCCCCCAGACGGCGCUGAGAAGAAAGGUGGUGGCUGUCAACCUUGGGGCAUGUGCUGUGUGGAGAGAAGGUCAUCCUGUCACCAUCCCCUAUUCUAUCCCCAUGCUGUAGGAGAUCUUGGCUGUGGAUUGAGGGAGCUGGUGUGGGGGCACAGUUGGUGCUAUUUUCACUUGUCCACUGGAAGUCAUUAAGACCAGGUUGCAGUCAUCACGAUUAGCUCUCCGGACGGUCUACUAUCCACAGGUCCAUCUAGGGACCAUUAGUGGAGCUGGGAUGGUGAGACCAACCUCCGUGACCCCUGGGCUCCUCCAGGUUCUGAAAUCAAUCUUGGAAAAGGAGGGACCAAGAUCACUUUUUAGAGGCUUGGGUCCAAAUUUGGUUGGAGUUGCUCCAUCAAGGGCUGUGUACUUUGCAUGUUACUCCAAAGCCAAAGAGCAAUUUAACGGCAUUUUCGUGCCUAAUAGCAAUGUUGUGCAUAUUUUCUCAGCUGGUUCUGCAGCUUUUGUCACAAAUUCCUUAAUGAAUCCCAUAUGGAUGGUUAAAACUCGGAUGCAGCUAGAACGGAGAGUGCGAGGCUCCAAGCAGAUGAAUACGCUCCAGUGUGCUCGCUAUGUUUACCAGACGGAAGGCAUUCGUGGCUUCUACAGAGGAUUAACUGCUUCAUACGCUGGGAUUUCAGAAACUAUAAUCUGUUUUGCUAUUUAUGAAAGUUUAAAGAAGUAUCUGAAAGAAGGUCCAUUACCCUCUUCUACAAAUGGGACUGAGAAAAAUUCCACAAAUUUUUUUGGACUCAUGGCGGCUGCUGCGAUUUCCAAGGGCUGUGCCUCCUGCAUCGCCUACCCCCACGAAGUCAUAAGGACGCGGCUCCGUGAGGAGGGCACCAAGUACAAGUCUUUCAUCCAGACUGCUCGCCUGGUGUUUCGGGAAGAAGGUUAUCUUGCCUUUUAUAGAGGACUCUUUGCUCAGCUCAUCAGGCAGAUUCCAAAUACUGCCAUUGUUUUGUCUACUUAUGAGUUAAUUGUGUACCUGUUAGAAGACCAUACUUAGUAACAGGCCAGAAAAUUGUGCUCUAGAAGAAUAAAAGUGAAAAACUCUUAGAGAAUUUUUUUUCCAUUGAUGUUUAGAAUGUUUGAGACUGAAACAGGAAAGACCAUAAAAUACCUGGCUCAUAUCACUCAUUGGACAUUUCCUUUUGGAUUCAUGCUUUCUGGAAGGUUUUAAUUCAUUAACGUUAAUAGUUAAUUAUAACUUUUUUUUUAUAACUUAAGGGAAUUCAGGAUUAAGCAGCAACUAAAUUAAAUCAUGCUAUUUAAUUUAA